AUGCCGGACGAAGAGCUAGAUCGCCAUCUUGAGACAAGCGAGUGUCCUGACGAUUUCACACGCAUGUACCCCAAGGUCUGCGUCGCUGAUUUCGGACUUGUUUUCGAUACCCGGACUGACGUUCUUCUGAACCCGCCGCCCGGGGCCGGUACCUUGGGCUAUCGUCCUCCCGAGCAGAUAGGCUUCGGCGUAGGUCACAACUCGCGUCGUUUUGCCAGGCCCCCUAAUCCAGAACGCUACAAGCACACCACAGCACACAACGUGUGGGGCAUUGGCAAAGUCCUAUUCGAUGCCAUGACUGGCUUCGGGUUCAAGGUCAUUCAAAACGCGCUAGACAAUCUGGAGGAAGCGAAAUACGAGGAAAGAGGUGGGCAUUUUUUGUCCCGGCGGUGGGUGGACGAGUACACAGAUGUUGAGCUUGCAAACCUGGUACAUCAAUGCUUGUCUCCACAAGCAGCACAACGGCCCUCGCUUGACGACAUCCUCAAUCAAACAAGCGCAAAGAUCAAAGAGCUACAACACCAUCUAGAGAACGCCGGUACCGAGACAAUGCGAAAAGCUAGGCUUUAUUUUCGGGAGAAAGAGUUGAAUUAUUUGGUGCCGGGGCCGCGCUUGGCAGACUUCGAGUGUAAUGAUUACACGUAUCUCCAGGUGCGAUUCCGCAAUCCAGAAGUUCCCGUUGACCUACCGGAAGCAAUAUGGGGCGAUUGGCUCCGUGAAAAUUCUGGGCGCCUUGCACAGCUAUACCCCGGCGAGCAUAGAAAGGUCACUGGGAAAGGACAAGUCUCGCUCGGAGAUCACGGUGAAGUGAUACCGGCCGAUAAUGACGGCCUCGUGGACCCCAUCCGCACUGGAGCGAACCGUGACAUACCUGAUAAGCUGCCAGUCUUCCAACAGCCACCACGCCCUCGCACAGUCGAUCGACAGUCAGUUCCUCAACCCCCACCUAAUCAAAAUAUGGUUCAACCACCAAUGGUUCAUCAAGGGCAGGUGCCUCCACAGCCAGUCCCUCAAGCACAAACCGACCAGCAGCGACGUUACCAGCAGGGCAUAGAUGGGAUAGACAACUAUCCCGUCGCUCACAUGCUGGCUCAACCGCAUCUACAAAAUGUUCAGCCGUGGGGUGGUGGCAACGCCGAGCCAGGUUCUUCGCGCGACGUUGCGCCCAUCAUUAACUCGGAGACCGGCAGCGCGCACCAACCGUUUGUGGGAAAUGUCCAGCCACGAGGCAACGGCAAUGUCGGGCGACUAGCUUCCAAUGACGUAGGUCCAGAUCUAACUGCCCUGGGGCGUAACUUCAACUUUUCCUCUAGACCCCCAUCAAGAAGACAGCGGUCUAGGAGACCAUCUCCGCAGAUGAAAAUCGAGCAUCAAUCAGAGCAACGACCUCGUCUCUCGCAGAUGGUCGGUGUCACUCGUCAGAGGAUGCGCUCGCCACCACCGCCAAGUACGAUCGCCGAUGACGACGCAGCCCUCAAGCUGUAUGAAGAGGCGGAUAUGAAAGGACUGCGAGCCGAAUGUAAGCACAGGAAACUGUCUGUGAAGCUGGCUGGCAAAGGCAUCACGAAGAAGUUUCUAGCCAAGGCACUUGUACGGGCCGAUAGGGCCGGCAACACUGGAAGAGGAGUACCCAAGAAGAAGAAGAAGAAGCUCCAGGGCUCAAAAGGGCGGAGGAAGAGGUAA
Molecule: messenger RNA, 1683 nt
Organism: Cyphellophora europaea CBS 101466
Lineage: Eukaryota; Fungi; Ascomycota; Eurotiomycetes; Chaetothyriales; Cyphellophoraceae
Exons: 2
Coding region: 1-1683 (560 amino acids)
Biological process (GO): protein phosphorylation
Molecular function (GO): protein kinase activity; ATP binding
Source: RefSeq, a predicted model, not a curated record